Molecule: messenger RNA, 5078 nt
Organism: Paralichthys olivaceus (Japanese flounder)
Lineage: Eukaryota; Metazoa; Chordata; Actinopteri; Pleuronectiformes; Paralichthyidae
Gene: adgrd2
Product: adhesion G protein-coupled receptor D2
Biological process (GO): adenylate cyclase-activating G protein-coupled receptor signaling pathway; cell surface receptor signaling pathway
Cellular component (GO): plasma membrane
Molecular function (GO): G protein-coupled receptor activity
Source: RefSeq, a predicted model, not a curated record
CUGGCUGUCUCCCACUCUGGAGACCAAAAAGUCUGCUGGAUAUGCUGGAAGCUGUCGUUGACGUCCCAGAUGAGGAGUCUGGAUUUGUAUCUGAUUAUGCAACACAUAUGGAGUUCCUUCCUAGAUUACAAAGAGACCUUCUGCUGCCUUGGGAGAAAAAUCUACAACUGACUUGAAAGCAACAAUGAAUCAGGACAUACUCUGAAAACCUGUUGAAGAGUGACAUACUAAAAAUGUCUUGCUUUGUAUGCUCAAAGCUACCCUUAAGAUAUUAUUGGCUUAAAUACCCAUAAUUGAAAGGGUUUAGUUUUUACUUUUUUCCGAAGAGAAGUUUCUCUGGAUCCAGAAGUAUUAUUUUUUUCUGUAAACUGAUUUAUUUCAGCUGGAGACUACACUGGUGUAGAGAUGACUGGAGCUCUGCAUACUGGACUCAUUCUCUUCUCCUUUAUGGUUGUAUGUGAGAGUGAGCCAACACAUGCUGAGCCAGACAGAUUGGGGGGUUCACAUGGACAGUCCGAACUGGUCCAUCUGACGUCUCAUUCAGCCUUCCGGCUGCUCAAUGACUCACUUGACUUUUCCAGAGCAGAGAGUUUUUGCAGAGGCCAGUUCAGCUCCCUCGCUACCCUGGACCAGACAGAGGACCAGGGAGGGGCCUUAGAGCUUCUUCAACAGACUGGACAUAAGUUACCUAUUUGGGUCAGGGACCCCAGCAAAGUAGCCUCCAAGCCUGUGGCCCUCGCCAAGCAGUAUGUACAGUUCUCAGCUCUAAACUUCACAAAGGAAUCCCGUGAGGGCUUUGCUCGUGUGAACAUGUCCUUCCCUGCCCUGUCAUCUGUCAGUGUGUGUGUUCGAGUUCAGUGGGACCCAGAGUGGAAUGAGGUGUCCACCAUCUUCUCCUAUGCUGCACCUGUCUUUACCAAUGAGUUCCAGCUACGAGGCCAAGCAGACAUGCAGGAACGCAUCCUGCUGGCGCUCAUCAUCCAUGGGAAGCACCUGCCUUAUAAGGCAUCCUUCCCAAAUGACGGUGCGUGGCAUCACAUCUGUGUAACAUGGCGCCGCAGCAUUGGCCACUGGGCUAUCUAUGUGGACGGUAUCAGGAAGGACAUGGGUUCAGGAACAGACACUUCCAGGGAUAUCCAUGGAGAAGGGAUACUCAUUCUGGGUCAGGACCAAGACUCCUUUGGAGGGAAUUUUACAGAGCCCUUUUUUGGAGCUAUCACUGACCUGAAUGUUUGGAAUAUGUCUCUGGAAACAAGACAUGCCAGUGCACUCAAUGCGUGUUCACCCAUGACCCAGGAAGUGCUUUUUAGUUGGAAUCCAGACUACCUUACCAGCCACCCAGUGGUCAAAGAGGUGCAGGCUCUUCUGUUUUGCCCAGCCGUAGACCAGCAGAUGGAGCUGCAGGGCUGCAGGACGCUGCAGCGCUUGUCAGAUCAGCCCCCACUGUUUGGUUUGACAGACUGUUCAGAACGACUGCCAUUCAUCUGCAGGAGCAGCAGAGAGCGUUACCUGAAAAUGAAGCAGAUGAGUGAGUCUCAGAAUUCUCAGCAUUCUGCCUUUAUGAACCAUCUGAUGAAGAUUUCCAACAAAACCCAGCCAAUGCUGGAGCAGCAACCAUCAGAGCUGACCAGCAUGGCCCAAGCAUCCGACCUACUGGACAUCUCUGUCCAGGCCUUGAAGGACACUCAGCAGGAGGGACUGCAGCCAACAGACAUGGUGUCCCUCAUUCAGCUACUCUCUUUGGCUGCUGACAUCCCCUCACAGCCGUCUGCUGCUGCCACCAGCAACAGCCAGGAGUUCAGCCAGCAUUUCAUCAGCGUGGCAGACAGCAUCAUUAAUGAAGAAAACGCCCUCAAGUGGCAGUCCAUUAGAGAGGUGGUGAAUGGCCCCAUGGAUGUGGUCAAGAGUAUUGACCGGAUGGUGACCAGCCUGAGCCCUCACUUGAUGGCAGAGACUGAUCAUCUGACCAUUCACCGCCCCAAUAUCAAAGUGGAGGUGCAGCAGCAGACACUGCAGGGAGGAUACAGAGGAUCAAUCUUCUGUGGGCCUGAGACAGAGAAGCAUACCAACCUAGACUGUAUUUCAGUACCACUUCAGAAGAUAGAGGAUCUCCAUAACAACGGCUUCAAUAAGCUCACGUUGGUCAAUACGUGGUAUGGUUCUCUGCCGCCUCUUUUCAGUCCUGAGGAGAACAUCACUAUGGUUCCUACGGUCACAGAUGGCAGCCAGAGGUAUUUGGGCACUGUCUUGGGCUCCUCUGUCAUAUCCACCACAGCGCUGGGAGAUGACCAGCCAGUGAGCAUGGCAGUUCACUUCCAGCUCCGACACAGAGUACAGAAUCCCACUGGUACUGUGUAUGAUCCAGUGUGUGCAUUCUGGGAUUUUGAUCUCACUCCGGAGGCUGGUGGGUGGUGGAAUACCAAAGGCUGUGAGGUAGUGUCCAAAGAAUAUGGCUACACUGUCUGCCAUUGCAACCAUACCACAAAUUUUGCAUUGCUGCUGCAGGUUUAUGAAGCCCAGAGGAGCCCAGAGAACGAAAACGCUCUGCAGGUGCUGACGUUCAUCGGCUGUGGAGUGUCUCUGUGUGGCCUCCUCUUCACCUUCAUCCUCUUCAUCGCUGUGGGUGUCCCUAAAUCAGACCGUACCACUGUGCAUAAGAACCUGAUAGUUUCUCUGGGCAUCGCUGAGCUGCUGUUAAUGUGCAGUGACUGGGCGUCUGCCAAUGAGGGAGCGUGCUUCAUGGUGACUGCACUCCUUCACCUCUUCUUCAUGGCGUCCUUCUCCUGGAUGCUAGUGGAGGGCCUGCUGCUCUGGAGCAAAGUCGUGUCAGUCAACAUCAGUGAGGACCGCAGGAUGAAGCUCUACUACAUCAUUGGCUGGGGACUGCCUGUUCUAAUAGUUGGUGUAACACUGGCAGUAUCAGUGGACAAGUACAAGGCAGAUGAUCACUGCUGGCUCAAUGUGAAGACUGACACCAUCUGGGCCUUUGUGGGACCUGUAAUAUUUGUCUUGGCGGUCAAUGCAGUUGUGCUGUGUCGGGUUGUCAUGGUGACUGUUUCCAGUGCUCAUCGUCGUGCUAAGAUGCUCAGUCCAAGCUCGGCAUCAAAGUUGCAGACCUUUGACCUCACCUGGGCUGUGACACGUCCGGUGCUCAUCCUGCUGCCUGUGCUGGGUCUGACCUGGCUGUGUGGGGUGCUGGUCCAUCUGUCUGUUGUAAUCGCCUAUGUCUUCAUCGCUCUUAAUGCCUUCCAGGGACUGUACAUCUUCUUAGUGUAUGCUGUUUACAACAGUGAGGUGAGGAAUGCCAUAAAGAGGAUCAAAGAAAAGAGAAAGGCCUUAUCUUUCACGAACUGUUCCCAGCCAACCAGCUUCCUGCCUUCCCAAAGGGCCCCAAUUACCUCCUGGUGCCACAGUCAACCAACCCCCUCCAGCCCUGAGACCAGUGAGACCUCUGGACCCCCCAGUUCCACGUCCACAUCAUUGGUUAUCAAGAACGAGAGUUUCAGAACUAACAGCUUUGUGAGUUUCUCUCUAAAACCAGCAUCAGGAAACCAGGUGGUCCAGCUGACUGCAUUCAAACCAUCAGGCUGUUGAACUGAAAGUGGACCCACACAUCCACAGACACCACCUGAUGAAGAGCACAGCCACACUGAUGAGUGUGAGCGAGAACCAGCAUGAAGCAGAGAUACACCUCACUGCUCAGAGGUCAGAUCAAUAUUCAGAUCUGAUCACUUAUUUAUCUGACCCUGUUUUGUAAAAAAAAAAAAUCACUGAGGAAAGUCUGCAGUGAUGCAGCAAACAAAUCCAAAGUCAGGUUUGAGAAUACUAUUUUAUUCUCCACAGACAUUGACAGACAGUGUUUGUGAACAGACUUUAUAGGAUAUUGUACAGUAGAUAUAAUAUAGUAAUUAAAACUGUAGACAGUAGUUUUUCAUAAUAAUGUAACAGACAUAAUGCUGUUGUUGUUCACUUCUACUGUGGUGGAGGCACAGCUACCUGAAAACGUAACUAAAUAAAACUAAACCACUGUAUUUGCUUGACUACAUAGUGUAUUUUUCACUAUUAUUCACUAAAUGUUAUUUAGAAUAUCACUGGCUCACCUGUACCCACAGGUCCACUUAAAUGUACCUCAUCAACUUGUAUGACUCAACACUGGGCCCAAUUCUUUGCUUUCAAACCUGUGGCCCAAAAUAUUCUCCUAUAGUAUAGUCCUAUAACUUUUUUUUUUGUCUCGCUGUAAAGUGUACUGUACUUACUGUCCUGUAAAUAGUAGAUAUAAUAUAGUAUUAGAUUGUAUCCUUACACCUCAACAGGCAUUGGGCUGUAAAACACAACCAGAUAGUGAGAGUUUGACACAGAUGUUUGCAUUAACAUCCUAGAGUUGUUCAAAAGACAUGAGAAACAGUCAUCUUUUUCUUUAUUAUGAAAAGCAGCAGCCAUCUUACUCUCUCAUCCCUACAGCAGAGAUCACUGUACGCUGAGAAAGUCUGUGGAUAUCCCAGAGGUGUGUGUGUGUGUGUGUGUGUGUGUGUGUGUGGCCUGCUAGGAGUUGUAGUGUAGCUGCUGAAUUACGUGUAUAUGUAAAACACAUUAUACAUAAUGAUUUUUGAUGAUAAUGUUUUCUAAGUCAGACAAGGCUAAACAACAGCCACAUAGUAGCCCCUUUUCUACAGUCUGUUCAAUUCAGGAAUGUUGGACCUUUUUUCUGCCUCGCUGGUCUCUAUAAAUGAUACGAACACAGAAUGGGGGGGAGUUGUUCUACCUUGAUGCUGGAAGUAGAGGUACUCUCACAGCCGGAGUGAUGACUGUUUAUAAGUAGUGGGACUGACCUCGUGGGACAGGAUGCAGACGCUGUUGUGUUACCGACAGCGCACUUCAUCUUACAUCACAUGGUGGCUUUGUUUGGUUCAUUUGAAAAAAGCAAAGGCAGCAUAACGAGGGGUCACAGUAUGAGCUCUGUAUCAUUUGUACAAAAUGAUAAACGUCAUGCAAUGAUAGCCGACACAAGUGGAGCUUUUCUUCAUUGAUUUUUAUUGUUAUGAUGCUAUUACAAUAAAAUAUAUUUAAAGAAAACAAAA